GCCGGGCCGGGCCGGGCCGGGCCGGUUCGGGAGCGGACCAUGGUGGGCGACGGCAGCAGCCUCCCGGGCGCCCGGGCCGUGCUCGGCUGCAAGACCGUCCUGCGGGCGGUGGGCAGAGUCCUCAGGAAGUCCAAGGCCAAGCCGAACGGGAAGAAGCCGGCCGCCGAGGAGAGGAAACUCUACCUGGAGCCGGAGUACACCAAGUCCCGGAUCACCGACUUCGAAUUCAAGGAGCUGGUGGUCUUACCGCGGGAGAUCGACCUCAACGAGUGGCUGGCCAGCAACACCACGACCUUCUUCCACCACGUGAACCUCCAGUACAGCACCAUCUCCGAGUUUUGCACGGGCGAGACCUGCCAGACCAUGGCCGUGUGCAACACGCAACACUACUGGUACGACGAGCGGGGUAAGAAGGUGAAGUGCACGGCCCCUCAGUACGUCGACUUCGUCAUGAGCUCCGUGCAGAAGCUGGUCACCGACGAGGACAUCUUCCCCACCAAAUACGGCAAGGAAUUCCCCCUGUCCUUCGAGUCUCUGGUGAAGAAGAUCUGCAAAUACCUGUUCCACGUCCUGGCCCACAUCUACUCGUCCCACUUCAAGGAGACCCUGGCCCUGGAGCUACACGGACACUUGAACACGCUCUACAUCCACUUCAUCCUCUUCGUCCGCGAAUUCAACCUGGUGGACUGCAAGGAGACCACCGUCAUGGGCGACCUCACCGAAGUGCUCUGCGGGAGCGGGGCCGGGGCGGGGGCACAGAACCACGUCAAGGAGAGAUGAGCCCCCCACCCCCACCCCCACCCCACCCCACCCCCGGCUCCCAGAGCAAAACUAACAUGAAUACUUACAAAGAAACAAUAUUAUAUAUUAUAUAUGUGUGUAUAUGUGCAUAUAUAUAUAUACAUAUAUAUAUAUAUAUACAUAUAUAUAUAUAUAUGUAUACUGGCCUUCGGCAGCGAUGACAGUUCUACGAAGCUAUGCUACCGCAUCCAGAGUCCCCCGAGGACGGUCCGCCCUCGGGCUUCCGGGGCGGGGGGUGGCAGGCAUGAGGGUCUUGCCCCCCUCCCUGUCCCGGGACCCCCUCCCCGCAUCCCAUCCCCUCCCCGGGACCCUUGGUGUGUUGGGGUGGUUUUUUUUUCCCCAGGACGGAAGAGUGCUGUUUUUAGAAACGAAGACGGAGAGGGAGCUGUGAUCGGAUUUUGUCGGGGGGUGGGAUGUGAUUUUCCGCCUAGGGUCUCUCCCGCGCAAGUCUAUCUCUCGUCUCUCUGACCGUCUCUCCCCCCCCCCCCCCCCACUCCCCAACCUUCCCUCUCCAAGAGGGCGGCGCUGCCCUUUUUAAGAAAAUAUAUAUUGUUCCGAGUGGCGCCUUUCCCUCUGUAAAUGGCUUUUCCCCCCCAGACUCUUGCGCUGACGUUUUUAAGGUGGGUUUGGAGGUAAGGACCCUCCCCGCGGUCCGGGGCGCUGGGCCCCAACCCCACGCUGGGGUGGAGGGGGACCAGCCCGGCCACCGAGGCGUCAGUGCGCACGGAGGGCGGGGGUCGUCUCCACCUGCCCCGGGGCGGGCCGGCCGGACACCCCCUCCUCCCUCGUACGGACACGGGGGCGCUUCCCCGCCGGACCCCCCGGCCUCGACCCACCCGGGCUCCGAGACGGACAACCGGAAACUGGUGGAUUUCGGGGGGGCGGGGAGGGGUGGGAGCAGCCGCCCCCUCUGUCCCAUUUCCCCAGAGGAGCGGGAGUUGGUGGGUGGGGGGUCCCGGGGAGCCCCCGCUCGAGAGAUGGCCGCGACAUAUAAUUAUACCUUUGGCUUAUUUUAGUUUCGCUGUUCAGAAAUAAUAAAAAAAAAAUUCUACCAA
Ornithorhynchus anatinus (platypus) is the source of this 1856-nucleotide messenger RNA. RefSeq names its product MOB kinase activator 2 (gene MOB2). Gene Ontology annotation, biological process: positive regulation of protein phosphorylation; signal transduction. The coding region runs from base 40 to 780 and encodes 246 amino acids. Gene Ontology annotation, cellular component: nucleus; cytoplasm. NCBI's taxonomy places the organism in Eukaryota, Metazoa, Chordata, Mammalia, Monotremata, Ornithorhynchidae. Gene Ontology annotation, molecular function: protein kinase activator activity. The record is from RefSeq and is a predicted model, not a curated record. The transcript is spliced from 5 exons.